Messenger RNA from Gadus morhua (Atlantic cod), 1864 nucleotides. Its product is annotated as dynein light chain 4, axonemal. The coding region runs from base 134 to 454 and encodes 106 amino acids. The transcript is spliced from 4 exons. Gene Ontology annotation, biological process: microtubule-based process. The record is from RefSeq and is a predicted model, not a curated record. Gene Ontology annotation, cellular component: dynein complex. NCBI's taxonomy places the organism in Eukaryota, Metazoa, Chordata, Actinopteri, Gadiformes, Gadidae.
AGUAUAAGCAAAGGGGGCGGAGCUGUCUUUCACUGGCAUCUCGUUUGUUUAAAACAUGUCUCCUUAACAACCGGACUCUUACACAUGAAAUAACUUUUUGUCGAGCAAACGUCGCCUGCUGGAUCGAGUCGGAAUGGCUGAGACAGGGGAGGGGAAGAAGGAAGAGGCAGACUACAAGAGACUCCACAGCUUUCCUCUCAUAAGGCACACAGACAUGGCAGAGGAAAUGAGGGUCGAGACUAUGGAGCUCUGUGUGACGGCCUGUGAAAAGUUUGCAACAAACAAUGAGAGUGCGGCGAAGAUGAUCAAGGAGUCCAUGGACAAGAAGUUUGGCAGCUCGUGGCACGUGGUGAUCGGCGAGGGCUUUGGCUUCGAGGUGACCCACGAGGUGAAGAACCUGCUCUACAUGUUCUUCGGAGGCAGCCUGGCCGUGUGCGUGUGGAAGUGUUCCUAGCCCCUCCCCUCCUCUCAUCACGCCGCCUGUCCUCCAUUGCGUCCGUCCUUCCCAUCAUUCCAUCCAUCUUCCCUCCUCACCUCUCCAACCACCGGGUUGUCUGAGUCCCCGACGUAGAUCUGGAGAAACUCUGAUAAAACAAGGGGAAAAGAGCGGGCUCAUUUCAUGGUAUCCAUUUAUUAACACUGCGAUGGGCUGCUGAUGUAAAGGGUUGUUCGGUGCCAAUCCCGUCCUGUCCUGGACCUCUGUGUCCCACAGGCUGGAUGUGGCUCCACUGUAUAGUUGGCUUUUAUUGUUAAGUGACAUAUAAUAUAACUAAAGUUACAGCCAUAACGUUUUAUGAAUGAUAACAUUAUAAGAUAUUUGUUUUUAUAUUUUUCUUACGUUUUUUGCAUCUCGGAACUCUUUGAGGUGCAAACGGUUCACCCACCCUCGUGUGGGGGAUGCGCUAGUGACUUUGCACGCGGUUAGCGGCGUCGGUUUCCUUGUGUACUUAUUAACCGGCCAUCUUGGCUGUACCAGCCAUCACUCGGAACGUGUGGUUUUAUUUGAACUGUUUAUUUUUAUUUUUAUUUUGAAACAGGCGUUUGAAAUGUUUAUUUUUAUUUUUAUUUGAAAUGCUGAGUACUGUAUGCUCUCGCUCAGAGACUCCACCGAUUAGACACGUCCUUCUGCUUCUCACCCUUCCGUAGACACACCCUCUCCCUCCAUGUAUCCCAGAUGCUGUAACCUCUCUCUCGUCUUUUUAAUUGCAUUCGUAUUACUCUGUUACAAUAAUACUGUAUAUCCGGCCAGGGUCUCUCCACAUUGUCCAUUUUUUUUUAAACCACUUUUCUCUUCAGGGACUGUGUGUGCACGUGUGAAUGUUUGUGUGUGCUGGACACACACAAUAUUUUUUAAGAAAAAGAAGAAAAGAAAUUAGAAAAAAGGUCUUUCCUCUCUGCCCAAGGUUCUUUGCAAUAGUCCUUUAUGUUUUUCCUCCCCUACACUUUUGUUAUUCUUUACGCUCUGUUUCCUUUGACUCUCUCUGUCCGUCCCCAGUCCCCCCCACUUUGUAGGUUUUCAACACAGUUUUGAUGUGUGUAAAUAUUUUGAUGCAACGAUUGGGGAUCACAUGUGAAAAACGGAACAACGCUGAACACUGUGGUCUCAAUACGAUGAAGGGCUGUGCGUGUGCAGCCCAGACACUACAGACCAGGGUCUGCUUUCCUUCAGUUAAGGACAUGUUUCAGGACUCGUCCGGUGUACAGAUCCACAAUAAUCCCAACCUUAUGGUUGAUGUUGUUGAUGUCAACGUUUUUCUUACGCUUUACUUUUACGUUCAUACCAGUUUUAACAGACCCAAGCGAACAGACCUGUAUGCGUGCUGUUCUGGUGAUACAAUAAACUUCGAGUUGUGUUUUAAACAGA